AAAUAGUGCACGGUCAUACAGAUUUUCAGUUUUAGGGAACACAGUUUGAUGAACUUUAUCCGGAUCCUUUUAAAUUUCGAGAUUUCAGACAGUUUAAGGAUUGGUCGCCGAAGUCUUGUUUUGCUAAGCGUGCGAUAUUGAUUUUGGCGUUGAAAUCGAAGUGAGAAUAUCUUCUCUACCGCUUAUCAGACGCAUAUACAAGCACACGUACCCCCACUUACGGGCAGACAGGAAAAACAAUUUUCUUCAGGCAAUUAGAGCGUUUUCGGGCGCUGCAAGAAAGGAAACUCCAUGGCGGAUAGAGAGCGCAGCAUUCACGAGAUGUUGAAAGACGCGCCAUCUCUAAACGACAGUUGCGGUUCGGUACACACGGGAACUGAAGGUGGAAGCCUGGUCCUCGGCAGCGCCAGCAGCCACAGCAUCGCCGGAGGAGGAGGCCCCUUUGGCGCUCCCAACAGUCUGCCUCUGAGGAACCAUUCCGCACCCACCACACCCAUGUCGCCAAGCAGUCCACCAUCGGGAAACGGCAUCUUGAGCCCCACAGACAGCGGGAGCGGCAGUCUUAUACGCACUAGCGCCUCCAAAAUCGACAGUCUUAAGAACUGGAGUAUAUCAACAUACAAGUGUACUCGGCAGAUUAUGCUAGAGAAGCUAGGCAAAUCGCAGCGAACUGUAGAUUCAGAAUUAGAAGCCCAGAUCGAGCAACUGCGCGAGACCCAACGCAAGUAUCUGUCCAUUUUAAGGCUAACGCGAGCCUUCAGCUCGCACUUCCAGCACGUUGUCGUCACCCAGCAUGCCCUUGCCGACUCAUUUGCCGAUCUGGCCCAAAAGAACCCCGAACUGCAGAAAGAGUUCACUUGUAACUCGGAGACGCAGCGCAACCUCACCAAGAACGGCGAACUGCUGCUCAACGCGCUCAACUUUUUUAUUUCGUCGGUGAACACGCUGUGCAAUAAGACAAUCGACGACACCCUGCUGACGAUACGACAGUAUGAAACAGCCAGAAUCGAAUUUGAUGCCUAUCGCAUGGACUUGGAGAACACCAAGCCAGAGCUGACGCCCUCGGCUGCUGCAUUGGAAGAAACCCAGCGCAGCUAUGCGCAACACAAGGAGCAAUACGAGAAGCUACGCUCUGACGUAGCGGUCAAGAUGCAAUUCCUUGACGAGAAUCGCAUAAAAGUUAUGCACAAGCAACUGAUUCUGCUGCACAACGCUAUCGCUGCUUACUUCUCCGGCAAUGCCAUGGCAUUGGAAAGCACUCUGAAGCAGUUCAACAUAAAGCUUAAGUCACCCAAUGCCGUCACUGGAUCCUGGCUGGAACAGUAGAAUGAAAUCCCUCCCACUCUCGAAACACGUUGCAGACGGCAUUUAAGCGCAUAUAAUGGGUGGGACUUAAACCUCUAGUCCCUCCACUCACUUGCUGAACGAGCACGCUCUCUAAAAUAAAUCAGAAGCAGAGAAAAUCCAAUAUCCAAAGCACUGGAUGCUGCAUGACGAAUCGUAACAAUAUUAACGUGCUAAGUUUAAGUCGAAUUCCUAAGCCGUAAGCAGAAAGUGGAAACGGAACAGUAUGUUAUAUAUAUAUAUAUUUUUUCAGCCGCUUUCCAAUGUAUGUAACUCUCUGUAUUCCUCACAUUUCCAAACCUGGUACGACACAGUUCCUUUUAUUUUUAUUUUCCAGUUGUCUCUUUCCGUUAGAAUAACGUAUUGCGCUCUGCUUAAGAAACACUUGGUCCUUUUGGAUUAACUUACGCGAUUCUCGUCGAUGAGUUGUAUCUUAGCCAGGUCAAAGUGCAGCUUGUCGUAUUGCUCCUUGUGGUGCGUAUAGCUGCGCUGGGUUUCUUCAAAAAGUGAGCAGUACAAUAUAUAUAUAUAUGUAUUUAACCUUAUUUUUUAGUUCUAGAUAUUGUACAAUGUGUGUAUAAAUCAUUUGUAAUUCACCCAAACGAAAAUCCGUAACAAAAUCGAAAUGUUUUCGCGAGCUUGCAUAAUUUGAACUCUUUGAUUUACUAGUCAACGUAUUAUUUACACUAAAAUGAAGUCUAUAUAUAAAAAUAUAUAAAUAAAAAAUAUUUAAUUACA
Messenger RNA from Drosophila eugracilis, 2082 nucleotides. RefSeq names its product arfaptin-2 (gene Arfip). The transcript has 5 exons. Gene Ontology annotation, molecular function: phospholipid binding; protein domain specific binding. Gene Ontology annotation, cellular component: trans-Golgi network membrane. The coding region runs from base 292 to 1326 and encodes 344 amino acids. Gene Ontology annotation, biological process: regulation of Arp2/3 complex-mediated actin nucleation; intracellular protein transport. Lineage: Eukaryota; Metazoa; Arthropoda; Insecta; Diptera; Drosophilidae. The record is from RefSeq and is a predicted model, not a curated record.